Magnusiomyces paraingens is the source of this 1377-nucleotide messenger RNA. RefSeq lists its product as uncharacterized. NCBI's taxonomy places the organism in Eukaryota, Fungi, Ascomycota, Dipodascomycetes, Dipodascales, Dipodascaceae. The record is from RefSeq and is a predicted model, not a curated record. The transcript has a single exon. The coding region runs from base 1 to 1377 and encodes 458 amino acids.
AUGUCUGACACAUUGCACCUGGAUCCAACCUCGUUGGAUGAUUUAGAAGUCUAUAUCAGUACUUUCGGUCGUGGAAGAAAAGAAAUUGUCGGUUACUGCACAAAUAUCAAUCCCAAAUAUAAUGGUGAUUAUGAAGUGGUCAUUGUACCGCCUAGACUGCAAAGUAUCAUUAUUAAUCAUGGGGAAAAUAUAAAUGGACUUGAAUUUAUAUCUUCUGGUGAACCUCCCAAAAUCAAAGAUAAAGAAACAUUUUCAGUUGGUAAUAAUGAAAAGACUAAUUUUGUGCUAAAAUUUAACAAGGGGAUAUAUAUCACUGGUUUCCGGUUUUUGGAAGAUGAUUAUCUUCAACAGCUCACCAUUUUAACUAACUUAAAACCUAGUCCUAGUUUUGGUGAGUCAACUUCGGGCCGACAAAGAGAAGUUUGUUUGAAUAAUUUAGAGCUGCUUGCACUUAAAGUGGCAGUUGGAACUGUUAUUGAACAUUUUGACUUAAUUGUUAGACCAAAGCUUAACAAAAACAUUAUUGAAAAUGCUCUCAGUCAAGAUCAUGGUAGUGGUGAUCACCAUACUCAUAAGCAUCAUAAUCAUGAGUAUCAGAAACAAAAACAGGAACAGGUACUUGGUAAUAAUGAGAAUCAUCAACAUCAUAACCAUGGCCCUGAACAUCAACAACAUAAUAAUCACCAUAAAGAAAACUCUUCAUCUAAGAAUCUCACAGUUGAAGCAAAUAUCAAAAAAAUUGAUUUUUCAAAUGGAUCAUUAAUAAGAUCUCUCAGAAUGGGUUCUCGAAGAGCUAGGAGAUAUCAUGGUAGUAAUAAAAAAGAUGAUGAUGAGACUAUUAAGACUGCAGAUAAUAAUGAUGAUGAUGAUGAUGAUGAUGAUGAUGAUGAUGAUGAUGAUGUUUACACCGAUAUUGACAAUAGCAACAGUGAUAAUUUUGAUAAUGAUAAUGAAGGCGGUUACUCUAACAGUGACAAUGAUGAUUUGGACGAUAUUGACAAUAACAACAAUGAUUAUUUUGAUAACAAUGAUGAACGCGAUUACAGUAAUAUUGACAACGGUGAUUUGGUUGAUACCGAUAAUAAUGGAAUAGAUAUUAACGACUUUGAUGGUAGUCCGGAUGUGAUUAAUAGCACUGAUUUGAUAAAUGGUCCUGAUUUAACAAAUGUUCCUGAUUUGAGCGAUGUCAUCGGAAAUAGUGUUCCAGACGUGGAUGUUGGUGAUUUGGGCGAUAUCAUUGGAGAUAGUGUUCCAGACAUUGAUGUUGGUGAUUUGGGCGAUAUCAUGGUAGAUAGUGUUCCAGAUAUGGAUUUUGGGGAUAUUGGUGAUGUGAUAGGUACGAUAGUUGAAGGCCUUGUAAGCUUGCUAACUGGUUAA